Fonsecaea nubica is the source of this 1686-nucleotide messenger RNA. RefSeq lists its product as hypothetical. The record is from RefSeq and is a predicted model, not a curated record. The coding region runs from base 1 to 1686 and encodes 561 amino acids. The transcript has 3 exons. Gene Ontology annotation, cellular component: membrane. Lineage: Eukaryota; Fungi; Ascomycota; Eurotiomycetes; Chaetothyriales; Herpotrichiellaceae. Gene Ontology annotation, biological process: transmembrane transport. Gene Ontology annotation, molecular function: transmembrane transporter activity.
AUGAGUGCCCCUCGCAAGCUUUCAGUGACCGUCGUCGACGAGAACGCUGUUGGCGUAACAUCCGUCCUCGCCAAACGUGGCACCCAUGCUGUCUUGGAAGAAGGCGCCAGUCAUGACGAGGUUACUUUGGGUGCUUUGGGAUAUAAACAAGAAUUCAAGAGAGAUUUCACGAUCUGGGAAUCGUUUUCAGUGUCGUUCUCCGUCCUAGGCCUUUUGCCUUCGAUUGCGUCCACGAUUGGUUACAGCUUGGGUUAUUCGGGAACGGGCGGUGCCAUUUGGGGGUGGCUCAUUGCUGCGCUUUUUAUUCAAGCCACCGCCUACACCAUGGCCGAAUUAUGUUCAAGCAUGCCUACCGCCGGUGGUCUUUACUACGCUUCCGCCGUUCUUGCUCCUGAGGGAUGGGGACCGUUAGCGUCCUGGUUUGUUGGAUGGUCCAAUUUCUGCGGCUUCGUUACCGGGCCAUGCUCCGUGAACUAUGCUCUGGCUUCCAUGCUCGUCACUUGUGGAAUGAUUGCUUAUCCCGGCUACGAGCCGGAGACCUGGCACAUAUACCUCACAUUGCUCGCUAUCCUGGUCAUUAAUGGUCUCAUCACAAUGCAGUCGACCUGGUUCAUCGGCUGGGUCAAUAAGAUUGGGACGAUAUGGAACCUCAUUGUCAUACUAAUUUUUGUCAUCUGGUUCCCAGUGGGUUCGAUCAAUCACCCAAAGACCAAUCACAGUCACUAUGUAUGGACCAGUUUCCCCAACGGCACUGAGUGGCCGAUCGGCUGGUCCACCAUCAUGGGGUUUCUCACCACCAUCUGGACUCUGUCAGGGUAUGAUGCACCCUUCCACCUGUCGGAGGAAUGCAGCAAUGCCAACAUUGCUUCCCCCCGAGCCAUUGCCAUGACCGCUCAAUCGGGCCUGGUCUUGGGCUUUGCCAUCAUGUUGAUCAUCGUGUAUACUGUCACCGACAUAACCGAUGUCGUGGCGGGUCAGUAUGGGCAGCCGUUUGGUAGCCUGUGUCUGCAGGUUUUGGGUCAAAAAGCGGGCCUUGCCAUGUUCUCCCUCAACAUCAUUGCUCAGUUCUUUGUCGGGGUCGGUUGUACCGUCACAGCGACUCGUGUGAUAUUCGCUUAUUCUCGCGACGGCGCCAUCGUGGGAUCUCGGUGGUGGAGUCAGAUCCAUCCAAGAACCAGGACACCGGUUUACGCAACCUGGGGUGUUCUGUUGGUCGCGGCUCUGCUCGGGCUAUUGAUGUUUGCCAGCCCUGUCGCCAUCGGUGCCGUGUUCAGCAUUGGUGCCAUCGCGCAGUAUACGGCAUUCACGACGCCUGUGGCAUUGAAGUUGUUCUUCGAUAAUGGCAGAUUCAAACCAGGCCCUUGGAACCUCGGGAAAUACUCGAAGCCCUUAGGAGCAGUUGCCUUUGGUUGGUGGUUGUUGAUUGUUCCGGCGCUGUGCUUCCCUGCGGUCAAGGGCAAAGACCUGACUCCACUGACGAUGAACUGGACAUGUCUCAUCUAUGGGGGCUCGAUGUUUUUGGCCAUGUCAUGGUACGCGAUCAACGGCCGAAAAUGGUUCAAAGGGCCUCGUAUCAAUGUGCAUUACACAGCAGGAGGAACGGAGAUUCUCGAUGGCGAAUCUGCACACAGCAGUGAGGGAAAGCAGAAGGGAAUUGAAGCAGCAGAGAUCAAGUCGGAGGUGUAG